Molecule: messenger RNA, 927 nt
Organism: Suhomyces tanzawaensis NRRL Y-17324
Lineage: Eukaryota; Fungi; Ascomycota; Pichiomycetes; Serinales; Debaryomycetaceae
Gene: PHO15
Product: 4-nitrophenylphosphatase
Exons: 1
Coding region: 1-927 (308 amino acids)
Molecular function (GO): alkaline phosphatase activity; phosphoglycolate phosphatase activity
Source: RefSeq, a predicted model, not a curated record
AUGUCAUUGAAAGUUGACAGUAGAGAUAAGGCCCAGGAAAUCAUUGAUAAAUAUGAUUAUUUCUUGUUUGAUUGCGAUGGUGUUAUCUGGCGUGGAGAUCAUAUUUUGCCCAAGGUUGCCGAGACAUUGGACCUCUUGAAGAAGAAUAACAAGACAGUGCUUUUUGUCACCAACAACUCCACCAAGUCUAGAGAUGACUACUUAGGUAAGUUUGAAAAGAUUGGAAUCAGCGGUAUCACCAAGGAUGAAGUGUUUGGCUCUUCUUAUGCUUCAGCAGUUUACAUCGAGAAGAUCCUUCAAUUACCAAAGGAUAAGAAGGUUUGGGUUUUAGGAGAAGCAGGUAUAGAGAAGGAAUUGCAAGAGUUGGGAUACACGACUAUUGGAGGAACUGACCCUAGAUUGACUGCCGAUGGCGUCACAUUCGAUCCGGACCAUGAACUCUUAAACAACUUGGAUAAGGAUGUAGGGGCUGUCAUUGUUGGCUUGACUAUGAACCUUAACUACUUGAAAUUAUCAAUCACCAUGCAAUACUUGAUUAAGGAUAACAAAUCCAUUCCUUUUAUCGCAACCAACAUUGAUUCGACCUUUCCAACGAAAGACAAAUUGCUUAUCGGCGCAGGAUCAAUUAUCGAGUCAGUCUCAUACGCCAGUGGCAGAAAGCCCGAUGCAGUUUGUGGAAAGCCAAACCAAUCGAUGUUGAAUGCUAUUAAGGCAGAUAAUGAGGGAUUGAAGGCCAGCCCAGGUAAAGGGUUGAUGGUCGGAGAUAGACUCAACACCGAUAUGAAGUUCGGAAGAGAUGGUGGUCUUGAUACUUUGUUGGUUCUUACAGGAAUAGAAACUGAAGAUCGGGUUUUGGCUCAGGAAAAAUCUGUGGCACCAACUUAUUACGCUGAUAAGCUCGGUGACUUGUUUGAAAUGACUCAAUAA